Molecule: messenger RNA, 371 nt
Organism: Paraglomus brasilianum
Lineage: Eukaryota; Fungi; Glomeromycota; Glomeromycetes; Paraglomerales; Paraglomeraceae
Source: the annotation of a GenBank genome assembly
CAAUAGAUAUGGAUUUUGAAAAAUGUAUUUCUGACUUUCUCAAUGACACGGCUCUUCACGACUGGUCCAUGAACUGUCUUCGCUAUCUAGAACGUCGUGUACUAUUCUCGUCCGGUAGCAAAAAUGAUAUCAUUGAUGCAUUCAAACGAUCACUUGAGAAGAGUGGCAAAUCCUCUGUCAUGUAUGCAAACGCGAAGGAAAAAGCCAUUAAAUUAUCCAAGAACGCCGAAGAGAUUUUUCGAAGAAAGAAGUUCUUGACUUUUUUAGUGAAAUUGACCGAAAGUGGGAAAUUAGACACAAUGGUCGGGAAAUCACUAGAAAUGUCGAUAUGGCAAAGGUUGCGAUUUCGAAGACGGCAACUACAAAUCUAA